UGUCAGCUGUUGAUUCCAAACGUAUUUUUGUUUACAUUUUUUCAUAAGAAAAUAAAAAGCUAACAUCCACGCCCGCAAUGUUCAAAAAGGAUAUAAGUCCUUUUACCACACUGGGCUUACGGCCCUGGUUGACCAAGCAGCUGCAAAAAUUGGGGCUUAAGACUGCUACACCUAUACAGCAAAGUUGUAUUCCUGCAAUACUUGCCGGCCGUGACUGCAUUGGAGCUGCCAAGACGGGAUCUGGUAAAACAUUCGCAUUUGCUCUGCCCAUACUCGAAAAACUGAGUGAGGAACCGACCAGUCACUUUGCAUUAAUACUAACGCCUACACAUGAACUUGCUUAUCAGAUUUCGGAACAGUUUCUGGUUGCAGGCCAGCCCAUGGGGGUGCGUGUAUGUGUCGUUUCAGGUGGAACGGAUCAAAUGAUCGAAAGCCAAAAACUUAUGCAACGCCCCCACAUUGUUGUUGCCAUGCCUGGACGCCUGGCUGACCAUCUUACUGGUUGUGAUACUUUUUCUUUCGAUAACCUCAAAUAUUUGGUGGUAGACGAGGCAGAUCGUAUGUUGAAUGGGGAUUUCGACGAAAGUUUGGCCGUAAUUGAACGUUGCCUGCCAAAAGAGAGGCAAAACCUUUUCUUCUCAGCCACAAUGAAGGACUUCAUGAAGGAAUCAAGUAUAUUUCCAAUCGCACAAGACUGUUUCGAAUGGUCGGAGGAGUCUGAGGUAGCAACAGUGGAUACACUUGAUCAACGUUACAUGCUGUGUGCCGACUACGACCGCGAUAUGGUAUUAAUUGAAGCCUUGCGAAAAUACCGCGAAGAAAAUGAAAAUUCAAAUGUCAUGAUUUUCACCAACACAAAGAAAUACUGCCAGCUUCUGUCUAUGACGCUGAAUAAUAUGGGUAUUGAGAAUGUCUGCUUGCACGGGUUUUUGCGUCAGAAGGAGCGAGUUGCCGCAUUAAACCGUUUUAAGUCGAACCAUAUUCGAACGCUCAUCGCUACUGAUGUAGCCGCACGUGGACUGGAUAUACCCAGUGUACAACUGGUAAUCAAUCAUCGCCUACCACGUACACCGAAAGAAUAUAUACACCGAGUUGGGCGCACAGCUCGUGCAGGCCGUAAAGGCAUGGCCAUUUCUAUAUUUAGAUUCCCACGGGAUUUAGAAUUGCUCGGUGAGAUUGAAGCGGAAAUAAAUACGAAACUAACCGAGCAUCCUCUUGAUCAACGCAUGGUAGAACGCAUUUUUAUGCAAGUGAAUGUGACACGCCGUGAAUCAGAAAUACAAUUGGAUAAUAACGAUUUUGAUGAACGCGCUCAAAAUUACAGGCGCAAACAGUGGAUCUUAGAGGGCAAAGAUCCCGAUGCAAUGGAAGAAGCUUUUCGAAAAAAGCAACGAGAUAAGCUACGUGAAGCUCGUCGCCAACGUAAGGAACGCCAAAAAGAAUGGGCGGAAAAGGAACAAACACUCACGCAAGAUGAGCGUUUCCGAACUGUCGAUGCUACCCGGUUUGAGAAACGUAUAAAAUCAAAACUUAUUAAAGGAAAAGAAGCAAAGGGGGAUGGUGGGAAAGCAGUGGCUGGUAAAUCAAAUAGAGGAUUGCAAUUAGCAAGUAAAUCAAAACUAAUUAAGAAAAAUAAUUUGAAUAAGAACGCAAAACAAUUAAUUUUUAAAAACAAAAACAACGCUAAUAUAAAUAAAAAGAAACAAGCGGCCUAGAAUAUCUGCAAAAUUUAAAA
This is a messenger RNA of Anastrepha obliqua, 1735 nucleotides long. RefSeq names its product probable ATP-dependent RNA helicase Dbp45A (gene Dbp45A). The transcript has 7 exons. Lineage: Eukaryota; Metazoa; Arthropoda; Insecta; Diptera; Tephritidae. Bases 78 to 1715 code for a protein of 545 amino acids. Gene Ontology annotation, molecular function: RNA helicase activity; nucleic acid binding; ATP binding. The record is from RefSeq and is a predicted model, not a curated record.